Molecule: messenger RNA, 978 nt
Organism: Trichomonas vaginalis G3
Lineage: Eukaryota; Parabasalia; Trichomonadida; Trichomonadidae
Product: solute carrier family 35 member F6 family
Exons: 1
Coding region: 1-978 (325 amino acids)
Cellular component (GO): membrane; intracellular membrane-bounded organelle
Source: RefSeq, a predicted model, not a curated record
AUGGAGAAAGAAGCUGAUUUUGGGAGAACACGAAGAAUAUGGUAUAUUGCCGGAGUUGUUGCAGGAAACUUAUUAAGUUACUAUCUACGAGGCCUCUUUUAUACUAGAAAGUCACAAAUUUGGAAUGGAUGCCCUUUUAUUAUAUUUAAACGACCAUGGAUGGGUACUCUCGUAAUGACAAUAGGUAUUUCGCUUUGUACACUUGUUUAUUAUAUCAAAACAUUGUUAGAUCCAAAAAAUCAUCCAAAAUUUUCUCAUACACCCACUUACAUCUAUCUAUUCAUUGCUUUAAUAGCAUUUUUAGACAUAUUUAUUUCAAUAGUUCCAUCAUAUACAAUUUCCGAAAAUUUAGGUCCAUUUUCAGUUGCAACUCGAUAUUUUGAUCUAUUAUUCAUCAUUAUUAUACAGAAUGUAUUCAUGACGCCAAUUCGUUAUGCAUAUCAAUGGGUUUCUCUAGGAAUUGUUGCAUUUGGAAUUGUUUUUGUUGCAGUUGGAGUCUUUAAGAAUAAAGAAACAAGACUAAAGCUAUUACCUUCUUUGUUACAAUUAGCUUCACAGCUGUUUAUUUCAAUUAGAACUGUUUUGAUCCAAAAAGUUUCGCAUGAAAAUGAUAUAAAUCCUUGGUUUUUAACUGGAUUCGAUGGAAUCUUUGGAUUCCUCAUUGUUCUCUUCGGAGGAUAUCCUUUAGCAUAUUUCCUACCCGAAAAAUCAUUCUCUUCUCUUCAUGAAAACCUUUGUUCUUCUGCUUUAUUGACUUUUCAUUCGAUUUCAAUCAUUAUUUUAUUUUUGAUUUAUAUUCCAAUAACAUGCAUAUAUAAUGCAUCUAUCACGGGAACAAUCACUACUACUAAUGCUGUAGGAUACACGAUUGUUGAGAUGAUUUGUGGAUCAAUAAAUUGGAUUAUAGAUUUGAUAAUUUUUCAUGCUUUCAAUGGAAAGUUCAUUCUGGAAGCAGAUAAAAAGUUUGGCGUUGAAUGA